AGGUGGAGCAGGCCCGCACGAGGGUCGCAAAGUCCCAGGACGAGCUGAACCAGCUCAACAUCACAGUGCGCCAGGUAGAGGAGAGUACAACGAGCAGAUGAAGGCCGAGAUCCAGGAGCGCCGGCGGGCGACCUACAAGGCCGAAGACGACAUCAAGAGCAAGGAGAAGGUCAAGAUAAAACAGGACAUCCUCAUUGACAAGAUGAACGAGGAUACGACGUGAAGCGGUUGAACGAGCAGAAGGCGUUGCUGGACGCCCAGUUGGCCGCCCAGAAGCAGGAGACCGAGGCGGCGACCCAGACGCUGAGGGAAGCGGGAGAAAGGAGAUGGAGGCCAUCGAGUUCGAGAAGAGGCAGCUGACUUCCCAGUGGAGGUCCUCGCUGCUAGGACGGAAUGCAGCGACGCGACGAGGCGCUCGGGGACGUGCUGAAGGCCAUGGAGGAGCUGGCAGAGGAGGAGCUGGCGAUCGACAACGAGCUGGCCGGGCUGAAGAACUCCACGCGCCAAGAGAGCAGGAGCGCAACGAGCAGAUCACGGCGCUGAAGGAUCGCAACGACAAGGAGAGAUGCAGUUUCUCCAGACGCAGAUGCAGAACCACAAGCAGGAGAGGGAGAAGCUGAUGGAGACUUUCACCAUGCUCAAGCAGACCAUGGAUUCGCACAGUCAGGACCCAGAGACGCAGCAGGUCAAGGUGCAGCUCAAGGCGCAGGAGAUGCAGCAGGCAGCGAUGGACAGGACGCAGCAGAUGCGGGUGCACCAGGAGACCAAGAAGCUCGUCCAGAAGAUCGACGAGCAGACCAGCGAGCACACCACUAGCGACCGAGAGAACAACAGCAAGAAACGCAUCAAGAAGAUUCAGGAGGAGACCAGACCAUCUCUCAGAAGGAGGUCGAGAACCAAAACUUGUACAACGAGAUCGCGCGGGUGACCGUGGACAGCCUCAACACGAAGGCGCACAACCAGAUGCUUAAGGAUCGACCGCCACGCUCAGCUUGCCACAGACCUUGCGGACCGCGAGAAGCUCAUCGAGCAGUAUGAGCAGGAGAAUCCGCAAGCGCCACCACCAGAUCGAGAAGAAGCAGCUCUACGUUGACCGCCUCAACCGCGAGUACGACGAGAAGAGGACGCCUACUCACCAUGGAGGAAGCCGGCGAGGCGGACGUGGCGGGGCCCCAGGAGGCGAAGCUCAAGCACAUGAAGAAGGCGAUCGGAGACCUCACCAAGGAGUGCGCGGACAUGCAGAAGGAUGACUGGAUUCAGAAGCAGACCCAGCUGCUCGCCAUCUCCACCGAGACGGAUCGCCUGAAGACUGGCCUGAACGAUCAGAGGAACCGCAAGAUGGUCCUCGACCAGAAGAGGAUCAGGAUAGAGAGCCAUCUGGCCUCCCACCAGAAGGACGUCAGGGAGCUGCAGAACGCGAUGAAGCACCUUCGCUUCGACAUGGACAAGAUGAACGGAGCGAUCGUGAACAACGACAGCAAGUCCAAGGACCUCGAGCUCGCUAACGCUAACAGGAUGAUGGAGACCGAGUUCGUGAACAAGCUCAAGGAAAAGGAGAAGCAGUGCCUCGAGGUGGAGAGGAUGGUUGAGCACAUCAAGGAAGACAAGGCCCAGAUGGCCCAGGAUCAUUCCUGGAGGCCGAGCGACAGGCCCUCCUCUGGGAGCGGAAGAUCACCCUUGAGAAGGAGAUCCCAUGCAGGAAGCGCUGGACCCCAAUGUGGGGCAGUCCGACGUCGCCGCGAUGAAGAAGGACGGAAAUUCACCGCAUGGAGCUGCGCCUGGAGCAGCUCAAGCGAAAUGCAGGAGCAGAUGAUAAUGGAGAUGGAGAGAGCCAUCAACAAACGCGAUGCCAUCCAGCUCAAGUAUGAGCCGAAGGCGAAGAAGACCAAGCAGACGCAGAGCGCGGUGAGCCUUAAGAGGCAGGUGCAGUCCCUGAAGAACAACCUGAGGCUUUGCACCCAGGCCACAUCCGACGUCGACCAGAAGCUCAGCGAGAGGGAGAGCGAGCUCUCGCAGCUGCAGCAGAGCAUCGAGCAGAACCAGGAGGAAUACGCCCGCGUGGAGCGGGCCGCGGAGCAGCUCCGCGCGGAGGUUCAGGUGGGCCAGGUCGCGAAGCAGCGCAACCUCUCCGCGCUGCUGCAGCUGCAGCGGAGCGCUAGGAGAGAUACGAUGAGCUGUCGACCGGCACGGGCCCCCCUCCUCCGGGAAACGUGCGCGCGCAGUACCAGGAGGAGGUCUCCACGAAGAACAGGACUGUCGACGUCAUCAAGACGCUGCACGACGCGUACCCGCAGCUCGAGGCCCUGUGGUCGGAGUUUUACUCCUGGCUGGGCGUGCAGCACGAGGGCUGAGCGGCCUCGCCUCGGGCCCGCCGGGCGGCGUCGGCGCGCACCUGGCGUGCCGCGGCGCGGGUCGAGGGGGGGCGGAGGAAGGACGAAAGGGGGAGGAGGUGUGAGGCCGCGCGGCUAGUAGGUCUCGCAACCUUGAGACUGGCUUGGACUUGUGGCCUGACUUGCUCGUGCUGCGCCUCCUGUCUGGCACAAGCUGGCUUGUCUCUGCGAGCGCGUGCUGUUUUCACAACAGGACAGUGUCGCACCGACAGUGGGGUACAAGCCGUCCCGGCCGAGCUUCGUGCUUUGCGAUGUGGGCCCCUCGGCCGCCGCCCAGAGGGAACCCCGCACGUCCUGCCCCGCAGGUCGCUGGGGGCCAUGGCCGGUGUCCUGAGGGCCGCGUUCCUGGGCGCGGUCGCUUUGAGCAUCAUGGCGGUCGUCUCGGGGGACCUUCCACCGACCACCUCGAGCAGCCGCGCGUUGGCCCCGCCGCUCGCGGCGGGCCCGCGUCCAGAUCGGGGAGCCAGGGAACGCCACGUGUGGGAGGCUGUCUGUCUCGUUCGCGAGAAAUUUAGGCUGGUGCCCCGCGCGGCGGUCGUGCACCAUUCGGUCCUUCCACGGCUGCGUCGGCCUGGGUCACACUGCUGCGCGCGCGGCAGGCGCCAAGGGCACGGGCGCGUACUCAGUUGUUGAUGUCGACGAUCUGGCAGUUCAACAGAAGAGAUGGAGUGAGGAAGGUUGGGCCGUGCUGCAGGGAGCAGUGAAAGACGCGGAUCUUCUCACUUCGAUGGCGCUCUGGGUCAAUCAGACAGUGAAGCAACGGGAGCCUAAUGCUUUCCGCAAGGUUGACAGUGUCAGAGCUUUGGCAGAGAACCCUGAGAUUAUUGAGUUUGUGUAUAUGCUGUCUGGCAGGAAAGCAUCGCCAUUCCAAACACUCAAUUUCAGGCAAGGGACGCAGCAGCCCACCCAUUCGGACCUCAUCCAUUUCUCAACAUUUCCACAAGGGUUGAUGUUGGCCGUCUGGGUGGCGUUGGAGGACAUCCAUAAUGACUCUGGCCCGUUGAUUAUGUAUCCAGGUUCGCACAGGGCAGAGGUUGCAUAUCAAGCUGACCUUGAGAUUUGGGCAGAAAACGAGUCGUGGGAAGGCCCGUACAGGCAAUACGAAGAAAGACUUCAGGCCAGGGUGCUCGCAACAUUGCCGCCACCACGAACAGUUCUGCUAAAGCGUGGUGAUGCUUUUGUUUGGGCUGCAAAUCUUUAUCAUGGAGGCUCUCCGAUCCGUGAUCCCAGUCGCACUCGUAUGAGCCAGGUCACCCACUAUUGGUUGGAGGGUGCGAACUCGUAUUGGAUCCCCAAGAUGUCUUGCAUCACGCAAGGCCGGAUUGUCACAACAAGCGGUCCAGAGGCAUGGAAAUUGACCAGCGCGCAGGUUUGGGGGCGACGACAACGCAUGGCUAAGGUGCAGCAGCGAUGCCCGCCAGACGAUCGUUGAAAUUCGCAGCCGCUCCUGAGAAAUUCCCGAAUUGAUCAUGUUCGUUUGUAGACUCAGCUGGCAUAGUCGAACAACAGGCCCCGAGAGAGGGAAGAGAGAAACGCAUGCACAGACUCAGGUUUCACUCCCAAUGUUCCACAAAGACGCGUCUGCAGGACCUCCGUUGCUGCGGCCAUUCCCAGCUCAGAAGUCUAGGCGUGGGUGGUGCCCCCGAUCCAAGGGCCACUGUUCUUAUGACUCCAAAGCGCAGGAGAGGCUAGCUUUUGCAGGUGCAGGGAGUUCCCCUGUUUGGCGAACCUCUGCAGUUGACCUGGUGUGUAGGCUUCAUUUGCCACCCAAGUUGACGGUGGUAGUUCGACCAGGGGCACUUGCAUGACGACCUGUGUGGCCUCGGACAGCAGAGCACGGCGCUUCCACGCUAGAAGUUGGCGCUGGAUGAUAAUCUAUUGUAAACCGCGAGGUCACCUCUGAAAGAGGCAAUGAUUUCAACCGUGGCCCGAUGAUUUUCACCUGCGGCUCCUGCGCUGUACCUCGCAGUGCGACCUCUCGUCCGAAAGGCCCUGCGCCAUCGACAGAGGUGCAUCAUCGCUGCAUCACCGUACCAACAUCUCAGGGUUUGUCCAUCUGCUUCCAACUGAACUCAAAUACAAUGACGUCCAACGCAG
This is a messenger RNA of Prorocentrum cordatum, 4487 nucleotides long. Lineage: Eukaryota; Dinophyceae; Prorocentrales; Prorocentraceae. The record is from the annotation of a GenBank genome assembly.